Helianthus annuus (common sunflower) is the source of this 1552-nucleotide messenger RNA. Its product is annotated as protein S-acyltransferase 8. Gene Ontology annotation, cellular component: endoplasmic reticulum; Golgi apparatus. The record is from RefSeq and is a predicted model, not a curated record. Bases 273 to 1340 code for a protein of 355 amino acids. The transcript has 5 exons. Gene Ontology annotation, biological process: peptidyl-L-cysteine S-palmitoylation; protein targeting to membrane. Gene Ontology annotation, molecular function: protein-cysteine S-palmitoyltransferase activity. NCBI's taxonomy places the organism in Eukaryota, Viridiplantae, Streptophyta, Magnoliopsida, Asterales, Asteraceae.
UCCAAAAAACAUUCCCCCCACUAAACAUGCCCAUUUCUUCUCCACACUCUAAACCGCCACCACCACCACCGUCUCCGCCACCGCACCACCACCGUACCACCGCCACUCUCAGAUCCUAAACCACUAGCUAUUCUCCACUCCAAUUAUCUCAUCCUCAAUCACUCUUCUCACACACACACUACGCACCACCACUUUUUCCACUUUUCCGAACAAAAAAAAACCACAAAUUAUGAGCUCUAAUUGCUCUUCGAGUUAGGGUUUCUCUGUUUCCAAUGGAGAAGAAGGUGUACGAAGUCUGGAAAGGCCGGAAUAAAUUCUUUCUUGGAGGGAGAUUGAUAUUCGGUCCAGAUGCUAAGUCUCUACUUGCUACAGUUUCACUGAUUGUUGUUCCGGUUAUUAUUUUUUGCGUAUUUGUUGGAAGACAUCUUCGUCAUCAAUUCCCGUCAUAUAAUGCAGGAUAUGCCAUAAUUGUUGCUGCAAUCGUCUUCACAAUCUAUGUAUUGGUGUUGCUUCUUCUUACGUCAGCCCGUGAUCCCGGGAUUGUUCCCCGUAACUCACAUCCACCCGAAGAAGAAUUUACGCAUGAAACCGGGGGAAGACAAACACCAGCAUUACAAUUUCCAAGAACCAAAGAAGUGUUGUACAACGGGAUCACGGUUAGAGUCAAAUAUUGCGACACGUGUAUGCUUUAUCGGCCUCCUAGGUGCUCUCAUUGUUCCAUUUGUAACAAUUGUGUCGAACGAUUUGAUCAUCAUUGUCCUUGGGUGGGGCAAUGCAUCGGGCUGCGGAAUUAUCGGUUCUUUUUCCUAUUUGUUUCUUCAUCAACACUUCUAUGCAUCUAUGUAUUUUCGAUGUCGGCUUUAUACAUUAAGAUUUUGAUGGAUGAUUAUGAGAGUACUGUUUGGAAAGCCAUGAAAGAAUCCCCUGCUUCGGUUGUAUUAAUGGCUUAUUGUUUUAUUUCACUCUGGUUCGUUGGUGGACUCACGGGCUUUCAUCUUUACCUUAUUGGGUCAAACCAGACGACCUAUGAGAACUUCCGGUACAGAGCAGACAGCAGGUACAGCGUUUAUAGUCGAGGUUGCGUAAACAACUUUUUCGAAGUUUUCUGCACGAAAAUUAAGCCAUCAGCAAACAACUUCCGAGCUCCAUUUCAAGAAGUGCAACGACCGCCUCCGGCCGCCGCUCGAGAAUCUGCCACCCAUGAUGGGGGCCCGGAGGACCGCCGUGUGAAGGUGGAAGAUGACCUGGAUAUAGGCGGGGAUCUAUUGAAGAUUUCUCAACGUCAUAACAUUGAAGGGAUUGAAUCAGAUAUACGUAGCAGAGGGAAUGAUGAAGAUUAGCUUUUUCGGUUAUGGUAUGGUUUUAGUUGGUUGAAUUUGAUGAGGGUGUGGAUGAUGUAAAUGUUCGAGAGGGCAAAAUUGUCAUUUUGAGUUGUGGUUAGUUGGUUUUGGUUGAUUGAUGCAUUGGUGUGUUCUUUAUGGAUUGAUUUUGUGCUACUUGGGUUUAUUCCGUGUAAAUUAAACUAUUCAAUGCUUAUUGUGAACAUGAUGAA